Molecule: messenger RNA, 5212 nt
Organism: Drosophila bipectinata
Lineage: Eukaryota; Metazoa; Arthropoda; Insecta; Diptera; Drosophilidae
Gene: hbs
Product: hibris
Biological process (GO): cell-cell adhesion
Cellular component (GO): cell-cell junction; plasma membrane
Molecular function (GO): cell adhesion molecule binding
Source: RefSeq, a predicted model, not a curated record
CUGCGCUCGGUCUAUGUCUGUGUCGCUCUGCGGAGGCGUUCAACUCCGAAAGAUACAACUCGAAGAUACGUCGAACAAAUAACAAAUAAUUCGAAUUCAAUAACAAGAAACAAAUGCACAUUUAUUAGCGAUUGCCCAACGACUGAAUGGAAUAUUAACUAUAGUAGUAGUGCCAAGUGUGAAAAGUGCUCGAAAUGUCCAACGAAAUGAGUUGCCAACUGCGGCCAAGCCUAGAACUGGCCAAGGCUUGUUGUUAGAGAAAAACAUAGUAAAAAAUAGUAAAAAGAUACAAAACAUAAACACGUAUCGACAACUGUAAACAAGCUAGAUAGAGAGAGUGUGUGAGUGAGUGUCGCAAUCCAACAGCAAAUUACAACCAUCAGGCUACAAAGGCAACCUACAAGAUGCAGUUUUGGAUAACUCUGACAUUUGCUUUGCUCUUGGUGGCUACCAAUUGUCAUGGAAUGGCCACCGUGUCCGCCUCGCUACCCACUCCGGCUGCCCAGGUGGCGCCAGCCCCAUCCCCGGCCGGUGUGGCCUCCCCAGUGGUGCAAAAGUUUCGGGUAACCCCCCACGAUCUGCAAAUUCUCGAGGGCACCGACACCCUCCUGCGCUGCGAGGUGUCCUCCCGUGCCGGCAAGGUGCAAUGGACCAAGGAUGGCUUUGCGCUCGGCUUCUCGGCGGUGAUACCGGGCUACCCCCGCUACUCGGUCCUGGUCGAUACCAAGCAGGGGGCCUACAACCUGCAGAUCAAGAACGCCUCGCUGGAGGACGAUGCCGAGUACCAGUGCCAGGUGGGUCCGGCGGCGGGAAAUCCGGCCAUCCGUGCCAACGCCAAGCUGAGCAUUGUGGCGGCCCCGAGUAGCAUUGUCAUCGAAGGAUAUGCCCGAAAUGCCAAGGUGGAGGUGGAGGAGCGCCAGAAUCUGACGCUGCACUGCAUCGCCGAGAACGCCAAUCCGGCGGCGGAGAUUGUCUGGUACCAGGGUGAUGUACCAGUGCCCAUGGCUCCCAUUGUCUCUGUGAAUCAAACUGCACCAAAACGAUUUACGACUAGUUCCACGCUGCACCUGCAGCCGCACUCUGAGGACGACUACAAGGACUUCUCCUGCGAGGCACGCCACAAAGCCCUGCCCCCCGAUGUCCCGAUGCGCGCAACCGUCCAGCUGUCCGUUUUGUACCCACCUGGAGCUCCGUUUUUCGAGGGUUAUAGCCAAGGCGAGAGCCUGCAUCGCGGCCAGGAUGUGCAAAUAGCUUGCCGCAGUCGUGGUGGCAAUCCUCCGGCCCAAUUGACCUGGUACCGAAAUGGUGUGGCCGUCACUUCCCCCCAACGCACCUCGGGCCGCCUAUCUGAGAACAUUUACAAGUUCACAGCCUCCGAGGAGGACAAUGGCGCCAAUUUGGUUUGCGAGGCAAAGAACCUUCUUUCGAUUAGUCCCCUGCGCGCCGAAGUCAACCUCACCGUGCUGUAUGCCCCCAAGGAUGUGUAUCUGAGUGGCGCGAACCAAGCCAAGGUGGGGGAUACUGUGGAGCUCAGUUGCGUGACAGCUCCCUCAAAUCCUCCGGCCCGGAUCAGUUGGUCCCUGAACGGACGUCCCCUGACCAAUAGCACCUUCAAGACCACCAGCAGCUCUGGUGGUGGCUGGGUCAGUAGCUCCAACAUCAGUCUGACCAUUGACUCCCAGAGCAGGACCUUCAUAGCUGUCUGCCAUGCCCUUAACACGGAGCUGACCCAGAAUGUGGUGGGUUCCCACACCGUAAAUGUGCUCUACGCCCCUUCGCCUCCGCUAUUAACUGGCUAUAACGAUGGCGAUAUUUUAAUUUCCGGCUCGAUAUUAAAACUCCAAUGCAGUUCGGCCGGCGGCAAUCCUCCGCCCACUCUGCAGUGGUACAAAAACGAUAAAAGACUCAACGCCCCCUCCAAGCUGGUUGACAGCAAAAUCAGCUCGGAGCUCUCACUUCUGGUUAAUGCCUCCGACAAUAAUGCCAUUUACAAGUGCGAGGUUCAAAAUGCUGCCAUUGACAUACCACUCUUUGCCACCAAAACUCUGGGAGUUCAUUUUCCUCCAGAGACAGUUAAAAUCAGUGUGGUGCCCAAGAAUCUGGUGCCCGGAAUUCGGGCAAAGCUCAUCUGCGACUCUAGCUCUAGUAAUCCUCCGGCCAAGAUUAGUUGGUGGAAGGACGGCAUUCCCGUGGAAGGCCUCAACUUGGCCAACAGGCCAGGCCUCUGGGGCGGUUCGGUGUCAACGCUGGAAAUGUACGUGAACAUUACCCAGGAUCUGGAUGGCAUUAUCUAUACCUGCCAGAGCCACAACGAGGUAUUGCAGCGAAGCGUACACGAAACCAUCAGCUUGGACAUACUUUAUCCCCCCAAGUUUGAGACCGCACAGUCCACUAGUUUCGUGGGUGUCGAGGACGCUCCGUUCCAUGUGGAACUGGUGGCCAGCGGAAACCCCAUGUCAAUUAGUUAUACCUGGACCAAGGAUGGCCUGCCCAUUAGCAGCAACAGCUUGAGCGGCCAGCGUUUGAUCUCCGACGGACCACGUCUCAAUAUCAGUCGUCUAAGUCGCAACGAUGCGGGUGUCUAUGUCUGUGAGGCUUUAAAUAGCCAAGGCACGGCGCUGCGGGAGAUCCAAAUAGACGUUGAAUAUGCCCCUACGAUUACGUCGGUGAGCGAGGGCCGCAGCUUUGUGGCCGGCGAGCCGGCAGUCUUGGCCUGUCACAUUCAGGCCCGGCCCCUGGAGGCCGCCCAUGUGCGGUGGGUGCGCGACGGCUACGACCUGUCCACCCGCACUAUGUCCAGCUUCGAAAACGGCACUGCCCUGCUCCAGAUAGCCAGUGUGGAGCGGAGUGACAUUGGCAACUUCACCUGCAUUGUGGACAACCAACGAGGAGCUCCGGCGGCCCAAAACGUCCUCCUAGUUGUGCAAACUUCACCGGAAAUCGACCAUACCCCUGCCUUUACCCGAUACGCUGCCCGGUUGGGCGUUCGGGCCCAGCUAGUGUGCCGGGCUUUGGCCUCCCCCCAGCCCAGUUUCAUUUGGCGUCGCCAUGGCAAGGACCUCAAGAUGCAGCGCAGGAACAAGUUCAAGAGCGUCGAGCGUCAGGUGGACGUCCUGAACUAUGAGUCGGCUCUUUUGAUAGAGAACACGUCCGCCGAUGACUACGGCCAGUACGAGUGUGUGGUCCGAAACGCCUUGGGCCAGGCCAGCACUACGCUGGAGUUCAGUAAACCUACACGACCAGAUGCUCCUCUGCAGCUCAGGGUGGGAAAUGUGAGCGACACGGGAGUGGAGCUCAAUUGGCUGCCGGGCUUCGAUGGCGGCAUGCAGACCUACUUCCGUUUGAGGUUGAAGCAGCAGGGCGAGGAUAAGUACAAGUAUGUGGACGCCAAGCCGGGUAACUUGAAUGUAUCUCUCGAUGGCCUGAAGCCCGGGGCCACCUACUACUUCUCAGUGAUGGCAGCCAACGAGGCGGGGGGCAGCAAGUUCAUGCCGGACAUCAAGCUGACCCUGAGCAAGGGGUCCCAGCCCCAUUCGGCGGAGUAUACGGAAAAGGACGAGCUUCCCAAUGUCAUGAUCAUUGGAAUAACCUCUGCUGCCAUGGUGCUGUUGGUCCUAAACGCCGCCCUGGUGGCCUGGUUUGUGAUUCGUCGCCAGAACAAGUCCCAGAGCGAGGCCGAGCCCAGCAACGAUGAUGUCUACUCCAAGGACGACAGCCAGUCGGUUUACAAGCUGCCCAUCACUGCUUUGCAGGCGGAUGUACAGAAGAAAGCAGCCGCCUCCACUUACCUUGUGGAGAACGUGGACAUCAUCCAGUCGACAUCGUAUCCCCCCAAGUACCAGGAGAGCUCCAUGUGCACGCCACCGUAUCCGCUAUGCAAUCCGGACUUUACCCGCACCCUGCCUAAUCCCAAGAGGCACAGUCAAAGGAACAGUGCCACGGGCCUGAUCGAGGGUAUGCCGAUGCGUUCCAAGGACGAUCACAUGCUGAUCUCUAAUGGACUGUACAUCCCGUCACCUUCGCCGGCCUCCUCUCUGGUCAUCAAGGGCAGUUACAUAUCGUCGCCAUCGCCGGCGCCACCUGCCGAUGGAUCUUACUUCAAUAUGAGCGAUAAAUACAUGUCCUAUCCUCCAGUGACUUACUGAGCGUCAGUGACAGGCACGGAAAGCCCAACCCAGCCAAACCCAGCUAGACUGAUUGACAUACAUCAUUCAUAAUCACCUUGCAGAGAAAAAUCAAAAUCGAGAAAAACAUAAACACGAACCACACGAACGAACCCCCAUAGAACCCACAGAACUGGAUGGACUGCCAUCGAAUGGAGGAGCGCGUUUCGUGUCAUUUUGAUUGUUUUGGCCGUCGCUGGUUAUUCACAUAUUGAAUAUUUUUAUUUUUAUUUUGAUUUGGAUUUUAUGUUUGUAAUUAUUACUAUAUGACGUUGAUUAUUACGGAGCGCAAAUGGAGAAACCAUGUUGAGUGUGUUUUGAGAAAAGACAUUUGCAUGCGGCGCUCGAAGGCUGUGAUAAGUACCUGUACCCAAAGCUCUGGCAGACGUUGGCCCGAACCACAACAACACCACACCAAUACAAUUCAAAUCUCAGAUACUCAGAGAACACGCGAGCCACGUUAGCCACAAAACCAAAAAAAACAAGAAAUUAUCUAGAAAAUACCCUAGAAUAUGGGUGUUAUUGGUUUGGCCACGGGGCAGGUGCGCAACCCGCUCUACAAAAUGCUUGCCCUCCACCCAGUUUUUAGUCCACAUCCGAUUAAAAAAGAAGAAAACCUAAAACAGCAGCAUUAGUAGACAAAAAAAAACAUAAAAACAAAACAAAAAAAACAAUUUUACUCUUAAAAUAUUAAUUUGUAGUAAGAUUUUUCGAUAUUAAGUAGUAGGAAUUACGCAUUUUAGCAUUUAGAAUAAAUAUUAACGAGUCUGUCGAGUCGUGACUCAUUCUCAUUAGCAGUUGUUCAAGUUUAAGCUAUAGGACAUACCAAUAUUUAUCAAUAUACGUACUAUACAUAAAUCUAAAUAUACAGACAUCCACACCAGUCCCGAACUCCAAAUCACCAAAUAGAUCAAAAAUAGUAACAUCAAUUAUUGAAACGAAAACGAAAACUAUUUUUAAGUGUGAUUUUUUCUAGACCUAAGACAGGGGACAUACAAAAUAAAUAUACAUAUAUACAUAUAUUCGAAAUAAACAACGUAUUUACAUCA